AUGGAUCCUCGAAAAUUGUCAGCUUUACUCUCUUCCCUUGUCUCUCAACUCCUUUUAUUGAUCAUCCUUCUCUUUGAUUCCAACAAAACAACCGACAGUCAUUUCUCCGAUGGCACCAACACCUUUGCCGGCGUUCUUAAUUAUUUGCUCUCAUCGCAACAAAUCGCUGCUUCCUUUUCGUUCGUUUCGGUUUCCCGGAAACGGAAGAGAACCCAUUGUUCAGAAUCCGAUUCCGAGCCCGCCGGUGAAGAAACCGACCCCCAACUCGACCGAGUCAGACUCGGUUUGACUCGGGAUCCUGACUCAUUCAAACCCAUCUUCAGGAUGAAAUCCUCCACCUUUGAAUGGCUCGCCGGGUUGCUUGAACCGUUGUUGGAGUGCCGGGACCCGGUUGGUUCCCCGUUGAAUCUAUCCGCCGAGUUACGUCUAGGGAUUGGUUUGUUUAGGUUAGCCACCGGUUCGAGUUACCCCGAAAUCGCUCAACGAUUUGGGGUUUCCGAGUCAGUGACUCGUUUCUGUACCAAACAUCUGUGUCGAGUCCUCUGCACUAAUUUCCGAUUCUGGGUCGCGUUUCCGACUCCCGACGAGCUCAACUCAGUCUCCUCCUCGUUCGAACGACUCACCGGGUUACCGAAUUGUUGCGGUGCCAUCGAUUGCACGAGAUUCAGCAUUGUGAACGAUAACAAUGGCGGCAUUGAUAGUAUUGCAGCUCAAAUAGUGGUAGAUUCAUCAUCAAAAAUCUUAAGCAUAAUUGCAGGUUUUAAAGGGAACAAAAGAGAUUUUAAAGUACUUGAAUGUUCAACUUUGUAUAAAGAUAUUGAAGAAGGCAGGUUAUUAAAUUCAAGCCCUUUGAUCAUCAAUGGAGAAGCUGUGAAUCAAUAUUUUGUUGGUGCUGGUGAUUACCCUUUGCUUCCAUGGUUAAUGGUGCCGUUCCAUGACGUUUUUCCGGGUUCGAGCCGAGCGAGGUUCAACGCGGCGCAUAGUGUAAUGCGUUCAUCGGCGUUGAAAACCAUUGCUAGUUUGAAGAAUUGGGGGAUUUUGAACCGACCGAUACACGAAGAGUUGAAGGCCGCCGUCGCCGUUAUCGGGGCUUGUUCGAUUUUGCAUAAUGUGUUGCUCAUGAGGGAAGAUGAUUCUGCAUUGUGUGAAACCAUGGGAGAUUACUUGGGGCAUACUCAAAGCUUUCAUCACCAGCAGCACUAUGAGGAAGAUAGCAUUGAGGCUUCUGCAAUUCGAGAUGCAUUGGCGGAACAAGCUUGUGUUUAG
This is a messenger RNA of Gossypium raimondii (Peruvian cotton), 1266 nucleotides long. Its product is annotated as protein ALP1-like. The transcript has a single exon. Lineage: Eukaryota; Viridiplantae; Streptophyta; Magnoliopsida; Malvales; Malvaceae. Bases 1 to 1266 code for a protein of 421 amino acids. The record is from RefSeq and is a predicted model, not a curated record.